Chenopodium quinoa (quinoa) is the source of this 1637-nucleotide messenger RNA. RefSeq names its product GDSL esterase/lipase At1g74460-like. The transcript is spliced from 5 exons. Gene Ontology annotation, molecular function: hydrolase activity, acting on ester bonds. Lineage: Eukaryota; Viridiplantae; Streptophyta; Magnoliopsida; Caryophyllales; Amaranthaceae. Bases 221 to 1417 code for a protein of 398 amino acids. The record is from RefSeq and is a predicted model, not a curated record.
UUGAAAUCUUUACCUGUUUGUUCAUCCAACUCUUUUUCAUUCCCUUCUCUUUAAAACACUCUUACUUAUGAUGAUUUUCCUAGCUCAAAUAUUCUUGCCCAUUUUAAUCUCGGUUAGCAAUGACUUCUUGCACCCUUACACGUUUAUAUUAGACCGCGAUUUCCUCCAAACAAACACAAUAUUCAUACUAAGUUUCAUUUCAUUUACUAGCUAGAGAUUGAUGCUAAGUAUGAAGUUUGUGGUGACAUUAACGUUGGUGAUUGUAACGAUUUUAGGUUGUGUCAUCGACGGGUAUAAUUGUAGGAUUGUACAGUUUAUCUUUGGGGAUUCGCUCUCGGAUGUGGGAAAUAAUGAGCAACUCCCUAAAAGUCUAGCAAAAGCCAAUCUUCCUUGGUAUGGUAUCGAUUUUGGUAACGGGUUGCCUAAUGGAAGGUUUACUAAUGGUCGUACCGUGUCUGAUAUUAUAGGGGAUGAUAUGGGUUUGCCAAGGCCACCGGCUUUUUUGGAUCCAAAUUUGGAUGAAGAUACAAUUUUGAAUAAUGGUGUUAAUUAUGCAUCUGGUGGUGGUGGCAUUUUGAAUGAAACUGGUGGUUAUUUUAUUCAAAGGCUAUGUAUGUACAAGCAAAUCGAGCUGUUCCAAGGAACUCAAGAGUUGAUUGCUCGAAAAAUUGGCAAAAAUGAGUCACGAAAAUUCUUUGAAGAAGCUCGUUAUGUGGUUGCAUUAGGAAGUAAUGACUUCAUUAACAACUACCUAAUGCCAGUCUACAGCGAUUCUUGGAAGUAUAAUGACAACUCUUUUAUGGACUAUUUAGUUGGAACCUUAAGAGAUCAACUCAAGAUAUUGCACGGUCUAGGAGCUAGAAAGUUGAUGGUAUUUGGGCUUGGGCCCAUGGGCUGCAUCCCACUACAGAGGGUGCUCAGCACAUCAGGGGAAUGCCAAGAUAAAACAAACAAGCUAGCCAAACAAUUCAAUGAAGCUACAGACAAGAUGAUGCAAGAACUCUCAACAAGUCUCACUGAUGCUACCUACAAAUUUGGUGACGCCUUUGAUGUUGUUGACGAUGUCAUCAAAAAUCCAAACAGAUAUGGUUUUACAAAUUCAGACUCGCCGUGUUGUUCAUUUGGACGAAUUAGGCCAGCUUUGACAUGUGUACCAGCAUCAAUAUUGUGUAAGGAUAGGAGCAAAUAUGUAUUUUGGGACGAGUAUCAUCCGAGUGAUAGUGCAAACAUGAUCAUUGCUAAGGAGCUCAUCAAGAAGUUCAAGUUUACGAGGGUUAAUGAAGACGACAAUGGCGAAGGCUCUCCUUCCCCUGCACCUGCAUUAGGCCCUGUUGCUGAUGCUCCCACGGGUGCUGCUGAUGCACCCUCAGCCGCUGAUGCUCCCUCUGGUGCUGAUGCUCCUUCUGCUAGUAGCUAAUCAAUUCUUGUAGCAAUGGAGUGCAUUUUCAAGUCUAAGUAUACUAUGAUUAUUAUUGAUGUGGUAUGUUAUUGGUAGGUCAACAAAAAAAGGUUCAUAAGUUGAGGUAUUAUUCAUUUUGUACACAUUUGGUGGAAUUUUAGUUCUUUACUGUUUGUCUUUUCACUGAUAUGUAGGAAAUGAAAAUUAACUAUAAUAUAUAAGUAUAUAACUUGCAUAA